CGCGCACGCGCAGUUUCCCGCAGUCCCAGAAACUGAUCGUGUUCGGGGAAGGUGACGACGCCGAGCCACUGACUUCCAAAGACUCUUGGUACAUGAGGAAGAACCCAGAAGAGGAGAAUGAAGGAGUCAGGGAUGGCUCCUCCUCAGGCUGGAGUGCAGUGGUGUGAUCUUGGCUCACUGCAAUUUUCCCAGCGCCAUUUAUUGAAGAGGAUGUCAUUUCCUCAGUGUGUAUUUUUGGUGCCUUUGUCAAAAAUCAUUUGGCUGGACACUUGACAUUCAGGGACGUGGCAAUCGAAUUCUCUCAGGAGGAGUGGAAAUGCCUGACCUCUACACAGAGGACUUUAUACAGGGACGUGAUGUUGGAGAACUACAGGAACCUGGUCUCCCUGGAUCUCUCUCAUAACGGUGUGAUGAAGGAAUUAGCACCAAAACAGAAACGUAACAUGGGGGAAGUAUUCCACACAGUGGCACGGGAACAGCAUGAAACACCUGACACGCAAGAGUUUUGCUUCAGGGAAAUCAGGAAAAAAAUACACGACUUGGACUGUCAGUGGAGAUAUGAUGAAAGAAAUUACAGCCAAGUGACUGUGACCCCAAAAGAAAGUCUUACUUGUAGAAGAGACCGCCAUGGCAGAGGAGGUAUGGAAAACAAGUCUGUUAAAAAUCAGCUUGGAUUAAGCUUUCCGUCCCAUCCCCCUGAACUGCAGCAAUUUCAAGCUAAAGGGAAAAUUUAUGAAUGUAAGCAUGUUGAGAAGUCUGUCAACCAUGGUUCCUCAGUGCCACCAGCCCAAAUAAUUUCUUCUGCCAUCAAAACCCAUGUUUCUAAUAAACAUGGGACUGAUUUCCUCUGGUCUUCAUUACUCACACAAGAACAGAAAUCAUGCAUUAGGGAAAAACCUUACAGAUAUGCGCACGACAAAACCUUUCAUCAUGACUCACACGUGACUGUACAUCAGGUAAGUCAUUCUGGAGAGAAACGAUAUAAAUGUGAUGUCUGUGGCAAGGUCUUUAGUCAAAAGUCAAACCUUGCACGUCAUCGGAGAGUUCAUACUGGGGAGAAACCUUACAAAUGUAAUGAAUGUGACAAGGUCUUUAGUCGCAACUCGUGCCUUGCCCUACAUCGGAGGGUUCAUACUGGAGAGAAACCUUACAAGUGUUGUGAAUGUGACAAGGUCUUCAGUCGCAACUCGUGCCUUGUGCUACAUCGGAAAAUUCAUAUUGGAGAGAAACCUUACAAGUGUAAUGAGUGUGGCAAAGCCUUUAGUGUGAGGUCAGCACUUACCCACCAUCAGGUAACUCACAGUGGAGAGAAACCUUACAAAUGCGAUGAAUGUGGCAAGGUCUUCAGUCAGACUUCAAGCCUUGCAACUCAUCAGAGAAUUCACACUGGGGAGAAGCCAUACAAGUGUAAUGAAUGUGGUAAAGUCUUCAGUCAGACCUCAAGCCUCGCAAGGCACUGGAGAAUUCAUACUGGAGAGAAACCUUACAAAUGCAAUGAAUGUGGUAAGGUCUUCAGUUACAAUUCACACCUUGCCAGUCAUCGGAGAGUUCAUACUGGAGAGAAACCUUACAAGUGUACUGAGUGUGGCAAAGCCUUUAGUGUACAUUCGAACUUAACUACCCAUCAGGUCAUCCACACUGGAGAGAAGCCUUACAAAUGUAAUGAGUGUGGCAAAGCCUUCAGUGUCCAUUCAAGCCUAACCACCCAUCAGGUCAUCCACACUGGAGAGAAGCCUUACAAAUGUAACGAGUGUGGCAAAGCCUUCAGUGUGCGCCCAAACCUCACUAGACAUCAGAUAGUCCAUACUGGAAAGAAACCUCACAAGUGUGAUAAUUGUGGGAAGUCUUUUAGUGUGCGCCCAAACCUCAUGAGACAUCAGAUUAUCCAUACUAAGGAGAAACCUUAUAAAAGAAAUUAAUAUGGCAAGGUCUUCGUUCACAGCUUAAAUCUUGUGAGUCAUCAGAUAAUUUAUAUCAGAGAGAAACCUUACAAAUAUAAUACAUGUGGCAAGGUUUUCAGUCACAGUUCACUCCUACACAACAACAGAGAAUUUCAUUCCUGAGAGAAUCCUUAAGUACAACAAACGCUUCAUCAUGAGUUCAAGCAUUCACUGACAUCAGAGUCCAUCUAAAGAGAAAUCAUAUAAAUGUAACGCAUGUGGCAGAGGGUUAAGACUCACAACUCACCAGACAUCAAAAUACACAUCUUUGUAUAUUUUGUGCAUGUGGAAGCGAUUACCCAGUGAUGAACACUAAAACAUCCAAGGAUUGGGGCCGGGCGUGGUGGCUCAAGCCUGUAAUCCCAGCACUUUGGGAGGCCGAGGCAGGUGGAUCACGAAGUCAAGAGAUCGAGACCAUCCUGGUCGACAUGGUGAAACCCCGUCUCUACUAAAGAUACAAAAAAUUAGCUGGGCACGGUGGUGCGUGCCUGUAAUCCCAGCUACUCGGGAGGCUGAGGCAGGAGAAUUGCCUGAACCCAGGAGGCGGAGGUUGUGGUGAGCCGAGAUCGCGCCAUUGCACUCCAGCCUGGGUAACAAGAGCGAAACUCCGUCUCCAAAAAAAAAAAAAAAAUCCAAGGAUUCAUGUGAGGAAUCAUUCAGUGCAGUUGUGCACGCUAAACUUGUCAUAUUACACAUUGUAGAACAAUUACAAGUCCAAAUAUCUUAAAACUUACAACAUGAUAUAUGUUAAAGGUUGCAGGAAGUUUGGAAGUCACUGGUUAUCUUCAGAUUUUAAAAUAUUUAGUUAUUUUAGGUGUCUUGCAGGCAACUGCUCUAUACUUUCGAAUUUAUGACUUUCAACCUAAACCUUGAAAUCUGUUGAUACACCACCUCCUUACCCGCCUUUCAUGGUGAGGAAUCAGCAAGAUGGAAGGGCUCACUGCAUGAGAGGAGGAUCAUUUCUAUUCAAAUUCUUUGAAGAAUCAGGACUCCACUUUUGCAAAUUAAAUUACCAAGCCUGGGGGCAGACAGAGAAUAAAGCAAAACGAUGAUGUGGAUCAUCAUCCUUAUUGCAUUCAGGCUGCUCCUACGAGGGCACUUCCGGUUACAGGAAACAGAGGACCCACAAAGUGACCUUGAAGUAGAGCAGCCCAAGACCUUAGACACGGGGAAUUGUGGGAGGAGAGUACAGGCUACUAGUGAGUGAUUCCGUGGUGGAAAGAAUUCAGGGGAAAAUGGGGGCCACCUUCUGCAGGGAAUGGCCAUCGCUGUUGUGAAAGGAAGGUGGAGAGGACUAUGGAAACUGCAGCCUCAGAGAUGAACCACAAUGGCAUGUUAUUGAUCAGGGAUCACAUGGACUGCUGGCAUUACAUUUUGCUGCUGUUUUAUUCACAAUGGAUCAUAGAUCUCGUGCUAAUUAACAGAAUUCCACUUUUGCAUAACUAUGAAUGCACCACGUUCUUUGUACCAACAGAGUUUUAUGGCACCUCAGUAGGUUACAUAACCACACAUCAUUAGGCUCUUAAGGCUGAAAGAGAGAACAAUUUUUUUUUUGUUUUUGGAAUUUAAAUAGAGUGUUGGGAACAUCCACGUAUGGAGUACACUUGAGUUGUUCUCCCCACGCCCUGCCUGAGGAUACUUAUGUGAAUGUAAUGCAAAUCCCAAGGAAGUUUUACACCCUUAGCUGUACUUUUUUUUUAAGAGAUGGAGUCUCGUUCUGUUGCCCAGGCUGCAGUGCAGUGGCACGGUAGCUCACUGCAGCCUCUGCCUCCCUGGUUCAAGCGAUUCUCCUGCCUCAGCCUCCCAAGUGGCUGGGAUUACAGGCGUCCUGCCACCAUGGUCAGCUAAUUUUGUAUUUUUAGCAGAGACAAGGUUUCACCAUGUUGGCCAAACUCUUCUCAAACCCCUCACCUCAGGUCAUCUGCCUGCCUUGGUCUCUCAAGGUGCUGGGAUUAUAGGCAUAAGCCACCAUACCCAGCCAGCUCUAUCACUCUUGAUGACUAUUGCUCUGCGUGAUUAUUAUUUUUUAAUCUUCUCUUUUUUUCUUUUCUUGUCUUUUUUUCUUUUUCUUUUUUUUUCUCGAGACAGAGUUUCAUUCUUGUUGCCCAGGCUGGAGUGCAGUGUCGCAAUCUUGGCUCACUGCAAACUCUGCCUCCUGGUUUCAAGUGAUUCCCCUGCCUCAGCCUCCCAAGUAGCUAGUAUUGUAGAUGAGAGCCACCAAGCCCAGCUAAUUUUUUAUAUUUCAGUAGAGACAGGGUUUCACCAGGUUGGCCAGGAUGGUCUCGAUCUCUGGACCUCACAAUCCCCCCUGCUUCAGCAUCCCAAAGUGCUGGGAUUACAGGCAUAAGCCACCACGCCCAGCCCCAAACUCCAGAACUUUUUAAACAGUCUUUUUUUUUUUUUUUUUUUUGAGACAGAAUCUUGCUCUAUUGCCCAGUGGAAUGCAGUGGUGCAAUCUUGGCUCACUGCAAACUUAACCUGCUGGGAUCAAGUGAUCCAUCCCAGCCUCCUGAGUAGCUGGGACUACGGGUGUGCACCACCACACCUGGCUAAUUUUUGUAGAGACAGCGUUUCACUUUUUAGACAAACUCUUGAGUUCAAGGGAUCUGCCUGCCUCUGCCUCCCAAAGUGCUGGGAUUGUAGGCGUGAGCCAUCACACCCAGCCACAAACUUUUCUCUUUUGAGGUUUUUCACUACUAAUUCCGUCCUCCCUCCCCCCUCCCUCCCUUCCCCCCUCCCUUCCUUCCUUUCCUUCUUUACUUAUUUCCUUUUUUCCUUCUUUCUUGAUGGGACGGAGUCUCGCUCUGUCUACCAGGCUGAAGUGCAGUGGCGUGAUCUCGGCUCACCGCAACCUCUGUCUCCAGGGUUCAAGUGAUUCUCCUGCCUCGGCCUCCCGAGUAGCUGGGACUACAGGCACGUACCACCAUGUCCAGCUAAUUUUUGUAUUUUUAGUAGAGACGGGGUUUCACCAUGUUGGCCAGGAUGGUCUCUAUGUUUUGACCUCAGGAUCUGCCCUCCUUGGCCUCCCAAAGUGCUGGGAUUACAGGCGUGAGCCACUGCGCCCCGCCUUAUUUCUUAUUAUUAUUAUUUUGAGACAGUCUCACUCUGUCACCCAAGCUGGAGUGCAGUGGUGCAAUCUCAGCUCACUGUAGCUUCUGUCUCCCUGGUUCAAGCAAUUCUCCUGUCUUACUCCCGAGUAGCUGGGAUUACAGGUGUGCACCACCAUGCCCUGCUAAUUUUUGUAUUUUGAGUAGAGACAGGGUUUCACCAUGUUGGCUAGGCUGAUCUGGAACUCCUGACCUCAUGUAAACUGCCCACCUUGGCCUCCCAAAGUGCAGGGAUUGCAGGCAUGAGCCACCAUGCCGGUCCACUGAAACAUUCCUGGCCAGUGUAAUUUGGAACAACUUUUUCUUAACAGCCCCUCCCAAGAGUAGGCUUUUUUCUUUUUUUUAAGAUAAACAGGUUCUCACUCUGCUGCCCAGAAUGGAGUGCAGUGUUGGGAUCACAGCUCAUUGCAGCCUCCAACUCCUGGGCUCAAGCAGUCUUCCUGAGUAGUUGGGACUACAGGUGUGUGCCACAAUGCCCAGCUAAUUUUUCAAAAUUUUCUAUAGAGAUAGGGAGCCUUGCUAUGUUGCCCAAACUGGUCUUGAACUCCAUCAUGAGCUAGGCUCACACCUGUAAUCCCAGCACUUUGGGAGGUCAAGGCAGGAGGAUCAGUUGAGGCUAGAAGUUCAAGACCUGCCUGGGCAUCAUAGCAAGAACCUGCCUCUACAAAAAGUGAAAAGAUUAGUGGAGUGUGGUGGUACAAACCUGCAGUCCCAGCUACUUGGGAGGCUGAGGUGGGAGGAUCACGAGCCCUGGAGUUCAAGGCUGCAGUGAGCUAUGAUCUCAACACUGCACUCUAGCCUGGGCAACAGAGCAAGAUGCUCUUUCAAAAAAUAAAUAGACCAGGCAUGGUGUCUCACGUCUGUAUUCUCAGCACUUUGGGAGGUCAAGGUGGGCAGAUCCCUCAAGCUCAGGAGUUCAAGACUAGCCUGAGCAACAUGGUGAAAUGCCAUCUCUACAAAAAAUACAAAAAUUAACCAGGCUUGGUGGCAUGUGCCUGUAGUCCCAGCUACUGGGGAAAUUGAUGUGGGAGGAUUGCCUGAGCCUAGUAAAUGAAAGUUGCAGUGAGCAGAGAUCAUACCGCUGCACUCCAGCCUGGGUGACCGAGCAAGACUCUGUCUCCAAUAACAUAACACACUUUCCCAGAAUGACUAUAGUCAUGCCAAGCACUCAUCCACAGCCCCGUAACUUGUGCUUAUGCUUUCUAGUCUUGUUUACUCCUCCAUAUAUGAAAAAAAAGUUCUUCAGUUUGUAUGUCUUGGACAUUUUUAAAUCAUGUGAUUGGAAUACUCUCUAUUGCAAUAGUCCUUUGGAAUAAACUCUUUCCUUCCUUAA
Messenger RNA from Callithrix jacchus (white-tufted-ear marmoset), 6380 nucleotides. RefSeq lists its product as uncharacterized. NCBI's taxonomy places the organism in Eukaryota, Metazoa, Chordata, Mammalia, Primates, Cebidae. Gene Ontology annotation, biological process: regulation of DNA-templated transcription. Gene Ontology annotation, molecular function: RNA polymerase II cis-regulatory region sequence-specific DNA binding; DNA-binding transcription factor activity, RNA polymerase II-specific. The record is from RefSeq and is a predicted model, not a curated record.